This is a messenger RNA of Adineta steineri, 192 nucleotides long. NCBI's taxonomy places the organism in Eukaryota, Metazoa, Rotifera, Eurotatoria, Adinetida, Adinetidae. The record is from the annotation of a GenBank genome assembly.
AUGAGUAAUAAAUCAAAGUUUAAAACAUUUGUUAUUAUUGAUCUUGAAACAACUGGAUUGAUAUAUGACGAACCAAAAAUUACUGAAUUAGCUAUGAUUGCUGUAAAUAUUGAAACACUGGAAGGAAUGAAACCAGACGAAGAAUUACCGCGAGUAUUGGUAAGUGAAUAUAUAUUUAUGUUAACCUUUUCC